Messenger RNA from Passer montanus (Eurasian tree sparrow), 2733 nucleotides. RefSeq names its product fibronectin type III domain containing 10 (gene FNDC10). Bases 162 to 836 code for a protein of 224 amino acids. The record is from RefSeq and is a predicted model, not a curated record. The transcript has a single exon. Lineage: Eukaryota; Metazoa; Chordata; Aves; Passeriformes; Passeridae.
GCCGCGUCCGUGCGGCCACCAGCGGCCGCAGCGGGCGGGUGCUCCGCAGCCCGGCGAGAGUUAACGGCGGCACCGCCUCUCCACCGGCGGCCCCGCGGCGGCUGCCGAGCCGCGCUCUCCCCGCGCUCCCUCCGCGGCUCCAUGCGGCGGCGGCCGCCGGCAUGCCCGGCACCGCACCCAGCCUGCUGCCUCCUCUGCUCGCCCUGCUGUGCCUGGGCUGUGCCGCCGAGCCCAAGCCCGACCCCGACGAGCCGUGGUGCCCCUACAAGGUGGGCGGCGAUGGAGCGGCGGGGGCGCGGCUGUGCUUCCGCCCGCCGGCCCGCGGCUUCCAGUGCGCGGCCCGGGCGUGCCGCGCCCACCGCUCCGCGGGCGGCGCGCUGGUGGCCAACGUGCUGCGGAACGGCAGCGUGCUGCUGCAGUGGGGGCUGCGGCACUGGGGGCCGCCGCGCCCCGCCGCCGCCCCCGCCGCCCUGCGCGGCUUCGCGCUCAACUGCUCCUGGGACGGCACCUACACGCGCUUCCCCUGCGACAGCGUGGAGCUGGGAGCCGCGUGCCGCGAUUACCUGCUGGCCGAGGCGCACGGCAGCGUGCGCUACCGCCUGUGCUUGCAGCCGCGCUACGCGCCGCCGCGCCCCGCGCCGCCCGCGCAGUGCGUGGAGUUCCGCGUGGAGCCCGCGGCCAUGCGCGACAUCGUGGUGGCCAUGACGGCCGUGGGGGGAUCCAUCUGCGUGAUGCUCGUCUUCAUCUGCCUGCUCGUGGCCUACAUCACCGAGAACCUGAUGAGCCCCGCUCUCGGCCGCGGGGGACACGCGGCGGCCGCUGCGCGCCGCGCGUAGCGCGGGUGGUGGUGAUGAUGAUGGUGAUGAUGAUGAUGGUGAUGAUGGUGGUGGUGGUGGUGGUGAUGCGGAGCCCGGCGCUCUCCGGCGAGGGAAGAGGUUUUCCAGACUGUUCUGGCGGCGCUGGGUUUGCCGUGCCCAGAUUGGCAGGAUGCGCGUUUCCAGCGGAGUUCGGAGCGCUUCUUCCUCCUGGAGGCUUCUCGGCCAGAGCCCUUCGUGGCGAACUCGUGGCAUCUCAGCGGAUCAAAUAACAAUAGCAGAGGUCCACAAGUGCCAGAAAUCGUCUGUUUUUAAGGGCAAGCGGCAGAUCUUACCGAGGGCCUGUUUGAAAAGACUCUCCAGAACUACCCUUAUUUUAAACCUAAAACCUCUUGGUCUUAGACCCGUGCUUGAUUUUCUUCCUGUGGGGUAGAGUUGUUUAAAGUUCAGGAGGACUGACUGGUGGGACCACAAACUCCAUAGCUAAGUGCGUGUCUGAUCCAAAGCCCACUUAAUCUCGUGCUUUAGGGGGGUUUUGUAUCAUGCCUUACGGUGGUCACAAAUUUUGGGGCCGCUGUCCAAAAACCACGGGGGUUUUCUGGUCGAGGGUUUUCUGGUCAGCUCCAGCGACCAUCAACAUCCAACACCUGCUUUUCUCCCAUCAGAAUUGUGUUGUAUUUUCACAAAGAGCGCAGGUAAAGGGAUAAACUGAGCAAGAAAACUCCAUUUCCUUGAGCAAGUAGGAAGCAACCCUUAAUGAUAAGUGAGCACCCCCUUGCCCCCUGAAAUCCCCUCCUCUAGCAAAGCAGCUGCACUAAGGUAGAAGCUUCUUGACCACAGAACUCACCGAUGUUGUAGCCGAGUGUUUUGAGCGUAGGAACACUCCCUGGUAACUCCUCACUUGAUGCUGUAGUGAAGUAAGGUUUUAGCCAUACUCUAGUACUGAUUCUAUCGUGCCUUAGUGCUGAGAAUUUGUCCCAUUUCUAUUGGUGUAUCCCUAGUCCUUGUAGUUAAGUGUUAUCUUGUCUCUGGAAUUAGUGUUGUUGGUUUGUCUGAUUGUUUUCUUUAAAAAAACAAACAAACUUGGGCUGAGCAUUACUUGAAAUUUAAUAUAUACACAAAGUAGUUACCUUCAGAGAGGUGUUUAGUGAGGUAGUUUUUAGUACGUGUUGUUUGUGUGUAGUUGACUGCUGUAACACGAAAAAAUUAAUUUAUUAUCACUUAGGAACUGUGCACUUAAAGCAAAAAAAAAUUUAAAAAGUAGGGGAAAGGCUCUUUGUAAAGGGACGGUCAGGUUCAGUGUGAUCUGUUUGUGUAAAUGUUUAGCACUGGUGAACGACCUGUUUGCUUUUCCUUGUCAAAGUCGUUUGUGAAGUUCCACCUCGGUGGUAGAGGGCGAACAUAGAAGUGUGUGGAACCUUUGAUAACACCCAGUGUUUGUAGCGAACAUAAUCCCUCCCUCGAGAACCUGGCAGUGGCUGAGGAGCUGCAGGUCCGCGUUUCAUCAGCACCUUUUCCUCUGUUUGUUUUUGCUGCUGUGUUCCAUUCUCACCUGCAGCUGACCCCACGGAGGUGCUCUGUGUUUGUUGCCUUGCCUGGGUGCUGGAUUGCAGCAGCUCACUGAUGCCAUCAUUUUUGGGUUUUUAUCCCCGAGGAGAUGCUGAAGAAAAAGCAAUUUUGAAGAACAUGAAGACAAAUUUUGGUAUUUUAAAGGUUUCAGGGUUUUUUUUUUGCUGUAGCCAGCUCAGCACAGGAGCAUUGGAGUGUCAGUGGUUUUGUACAUCUCUGUCACCUUUUGUCAGCCAAUGUCACUGUUCUGUUCCUCAUCUUGUCAUGAAUUGCCAGAUGUGAUAUAAACAACGAGCCUUGUACCACCUUGGCACUGAACUUAAUAAAUUAAGAGGAUGAUGAAAAGAAA